This is a messenger RNA of Oryctolagus cuniculus (rabbit), 3206 nucleotides long. The record is from RefSeq and is a predicted model, not a curated record. Lineage: Eukaryota; Metazoa; Chordata; Mammalia; Lagomorpha; Leporidae.
CAUUGGCUAAAGUUGGUGUUGACUUACAGUCCUCAGCGUCCCUCGCUGGCUGAUGGGAGAGAGAACGCCUUGCCCGGUCCCCCGGGUCAACUCUCUACAUUUUAAACAGAGUCGAGACCGAGGCAGUCGUUUACUCACGGAGGCCUCCGCGUCGCGCUGAACCUCAGGGUGUAGGGACGCAGAACCGCUGAUGGAGCCCGGAACGAUGUCUCCGCGGAACCUUUGAGACAAAGCGUCGGGGGAGCUCUUUGAGGAACGGACCGCGGCGGGCUCGGCGCGACCGGCAGGGAUGGCGGCGGGGACGACGGACGCGCGGCCGGGGGCCGCCGUCGCUUUGGAGCUGAAACGCGAGCGGCGCAUGGUGUGUGUGGAGUACCCCGGCGUGGUGCGCGACGUGAACAAGAUGCUGUCCACUCUGGGCGGCGAGGAAGGCGUCUCUCGAAGCUACACGGACCCCACCAAGAGGCUGGAGCUGUACUUCCGGCCCAAGGACCCGUACUGCCACCCGGUGUGCGCCAACCGCCUCAGCGCCAGCAGCCUGCUGCUCCGCGUGCGGAGGAGGACGCGGCGGCCGGGGGCCGGCGCGCAGCCCGAGAUCACGUUCGACAUGGAGGUGGUCGGCAUCGUCCCUGUCGUCUACAAGUUCCAGGGAAUGUCCGACUUCCAGUACUUGGCUGUGCACACGGAGGCGGGCGGGAGGCCCAGGUCCAUGUAUGACAAGUUGCUCAUGCUGAAGCCGGAGAAGGAGGGCUUCUUCCACCAGGAGCUGCCGCUCUACAUCCCCCCGCCCAUCUUCUCUCGCCUGGACACCCCGGUGGACUACUUCUACCGGCCAGAGACACAGCACCGGGAAGGCUACAACAACCCCCCGCUCUCGGGCGAGAACCUCAUUGGCUUGAGCAGGGCCCGGCGCCCCCACAACGCCAUCUUUGUCAACUUUGAGGAUGAAGAGGUGCCCGUGCAGCCGCUGGAGGCCGCGGUGCAGACCUGGAGGAAGGUGUGCAGCAACCCUGUGGAUCAGAAGACAGAGGGGGGGCUGCGGAAGCUGUUCGACGUCCGUCCCAUCUGGUCCCGGAACGCCGUCAAGGCCAACAUCAGCAUCCACCCCGACAAGCUCAAGAUCCUGCUUCCCUUGAUAGCCUAUUACAUGAUAACAGGCCCCUGGAGAAGCCUGUGGAUCCGAUUCGGGUACGACCCCCGCAAGCACCCGGAUGCCAAAGUUUAUCAAGUGCUUGAUUUCCGAAUCCGCUGUGGAAUGAAAUACGGUUACGCCCCCGGUGACAUGCCUGUCAAAGCAAAGCGCAGCGCCUACAACUACAGCCUCCCCAUCACCGUCAAAAAGACGGCCAGCCAGCUCAUCACCACGCACGAGCUGAAGCAGGACGCGGGCCCGUCCGGGACGGCUGACCCACAGAAAUCCGCCUCCAACAAAUACAAGCUCAAGGACUCCGUCUACAUCUUCCGGGAGGGGGCCCUGCCGCCCUAUCGACAGAUGUUCUACCAGCUGUGCGACCUGAACGUGGACGAGCUGCAGAGGAUCAUCCACCGCAACGACGGCGCCGAGAGCCUGUGCACGGAGCGGGACGGCUGGUGCCUCCCCAAGACCAGCGACGAGCUGCGGGACACCAUGUCGCUCAUGGUCUGGCACACCAUCCGUGCCAGGAGGCCUGCCCUCUUCUCCAGCCCUGCCAAGGCUGACAGCGGCAAGGAGCAGCUGACCUACGAGUCCGGGGAGGAGGAGGAGGACGAGGAAGAGGAGGAGGAGGAAUUCAAGCCGUCGGACGGCAGUGAGAACGAGAUGGAGACGGAGAUUCUGGACUAUGUGUGACGAGGCCCAGGGCCCAAGGCUGGACUGCCCCGGCCAGGGCUGCUGUCAGGGUGAUGUGGCGGCUGGGGCAGGCCGUGGCUGCCAGUGCCACCCAUGGGAGUCAGAAGGGCCCCAGGGGUCCCUCAGCAAAGGGUGCAGCUGGCCCUGGCUGUGACCUGCUCUGUGGGGCCACUGGCCCUGGGUGGCUGGGGACACCCUUGGCCCUGAGCACCCUGACCAGCGCCUCGUGGGCUGAGGCGGCAGACAUGGUGUAGCUGGCACUGAGCCCAGUCUUAGCUUGACCUUGUGGUGCUGGUGGCAGAGAGCCUGGGGAGCCAGGUUCACCUGUGGUCACAGACGGCCAGGGACCGUGCGUGGCUCUGGGUCCCAUUCUUUGGCAAAAGCCAGGCCCAGCUGGAGGUGUCCUGGACUGAAUCAGUGUUCCCGAGAAGUCAGUGUCUCCGGCCAGGGCUGGAGCCACAGGCGCGUUUCCUCAGGCCCCGGGGACAGCCUCAUUUGUCUCCUGCUAGCAGUGGGGGACAGUUGGGGUCAGGCCUGUGUCGCCCUCUGAGGACAGCUGGGAGCCACCCCAGGCCCAGACCUUGUCCUGACUGCUCCAGGUGGGUGAGCUCCGUUUUCUCACGGCUUUGCCGGGUGAAACCACAGAGACCUGACCGUUGCCAAGCCCACUGCCCUGGACUGCACCAGAGACGGGCCACCCGUCCCCUGGCGUCUAGUGACCCCAAGACCCUUCAGCGGCUUGCAGUGCAGAACCGGGUCAUGGCGCUGCUGUGGCCAGAUGCCUCAGGCCAGCCCUGUCCUGUCGGGCGCCCCACAAGACCAGGGGUCCCGGGAUCACCAGCACUGGAAGUGGCCGGCCCUGGGGACCGACCUCGUAGAGGGAAGCAGGCCAGCUGAUGACCCCGAUAGCCUGCAGAGAAGCCAGCCCAGCAGCGGGAAGCAGCUGUGGCCUGAAGCGAGCUGGCCCAGGCCUCGCCCCGCGUCCCACUUCCUGUCCCGGGGGUUUCCCUUGGGAGCAGCUGCGUCCUCGCUGCAGCUCUGCUGCGCCUGUGCCUGCGGGAGCCUCAGAGGGAGGGUGGCCAGGUUCUGGGCCCACCCCAGGGGCCACCUUGGUUCUGUGAGCCUGAGAAAGGUGGGCAGGGGCAUGGGACGCCCCGCCCAGAGCCCAGGGCAGGGCUGGGUCCCGGCUCCCGGGGUCUACCCGAUGUCACACGGUCCGCGCUUCCUCUCAGCCGAGGUCCCAGGAAGCACCGGGCAUUUCCUGUCGAGCCCAGCUGUCCGUCUCCGGGCGUCAUGGCCACAGUUGCUGUGUCUGCUCCCUCACGUCUCUGGUUCCCUGUGUGUGUUUCGCUGAAAUUAAAGUAAUUCCCACACGCAA